Heterobasidion irregulare TC 32-1 is the source of this 294-nucleotide messenger RNA. RefSeq lists its product as uncharacterized. Lineage: Eukaryota; Fungi; Basidiomycota; Agaricomycetes; Russulales; Bondarzewiaceae. The transcript is spliced from 2 exons. The annotation marks the transcript as partial. The record is from RefSeq and is a predicted model, not a curated record.
AUGGAGUCCCUCAAUCUCAAGAACCUCGCUAACUCAUUACCUACGUCCAACCUCGCAAACGCAGAGACCGACCUUUUGAACGAUUUCAAAGCCGCGGCUCUCAGUAUAACAACGCUCUACCGCUCUUCUCGGACAACAUCCAAGAAGGCGUACAAUGCUGGAUAUGCGUCUGCAUGCCAAGAUCUGCUCCAGAUGAUCCAGCAGGCCGUGUCGGACUCGGAGUCAGAAGGCGGGAGUGGGAUGCCGACGAUCGAGAGGGUCAUGGAUUGGGUGGAGGCGAGGCUAGAGGCUAUA